CUAUUACAGACAAGACGCCGUAAUUAACACAGGCAGAAUUGAGACGAGUUUCAGACACGCCGCAAGUGUCACCUAAGUUCCGCGGACCAUUAGCUACAGACACAUAACACACAAACACUUUGACACUGACAGAGCUAGCAGCUCUUUCACAAAAAACGCGACCGGCGUUGCAAAGUGGUUUGGCCGAGUUCGCAGCUUAAAAGCCUGUCGCAAUCGGUCAUAUUCAGUCCAGCUUAUACGCGGGUUGCUUUACACAGUCGCCGGCCGCUGGGACGCCAGACCUCGCCGGAGCAGGCUUCCAGUGGACUGAGCGCCACCUCCGCGUGACGGGCGUAGAGGCAGGGCUUGGACCUACGGGUGCAAUGCUAUUGCAGUAGCGGCCCAGGAGGCAAAUCCCUACGACUUGUGGCCCAGCUGAGCGAGGAAACCAGCGAGAAAAAUGUUCUCACGAGCGGGCGCGACGCAAGUCCAGCCCCUGGCUGGGGCAGAUGACUUCUUCGGGCGGCCCGACAUGAUGGCCGGAAAUAGCGUGACGCACACGCGCAUGCCCACAAAAUGUAACAGCGGCCUGCUUGCGCUCAAGGUGCCGGACCCGCCACAGUUUGCACCCUCAGCGGUUUGCGCUAUCAGCGCGGACGGCAAAAUAGCGGCGGUUGGCGGCCGCGACAUCGAGUUGUUUCUGUGGGACGUUGACACGGGUGACCUGCUGUCAAAGAUCCGUGGGCACGACAUUUUCUGGGUGGGCUCACACGACAACACGUUCUUCAUUACCUGCCAAGAGGAUGGCAAGGUCCUCCUUUGGGACCGGAGUACGAUGCGCACGACCGUGACGCUAGGCGAGGUGACGGAGGGAAUCACGUGUUGCCACAUUGCCGCGGAAAACGACUUUGUUGUGGUGGGCAGCUCCAAGGGCAACUUGUACACCUGGGACACGGACACGGGCACUGUGGCGCACAUGUACGAGGCGGGACACAAGGGGCCGGUGCAGUUCGCGCAGGUGUACAACCUGCCCAGCUACGGCCGCUGUGUGGUGUCGUGCGGCGCCAAGGACCACACGGUGGUGGUGUGGGACCUGCUCAGCGGCGAGCCGCGCGCGCUGAUUGAGAUCAAGGAGCUGGAGCACGCCAAGAACCUCAGAUACGACGUGACGCGCGACGGCGCUCGCGUGGUGGUGUGGUGCACGGACUCGGUGCCGUUUCCCAACCUGGUGGUGGUGGACGUCAUGUCUCAGAACAAGAUCAGCGUGUACUGCCACGAGGGCCUGGUGCGCCAGGCGGUGUUCACGCCCAACGGCGACCGCAUUGUCAGCUCCGGCAACGACAACAAGCUGCAGGUGUGGGACACGUUCUCGCUGGAGAACCUGGUGACCAUGACCGGCCACGAGGGCAGCGUGCUGUGCUGCGCCGUGAACGAGGCGGCCACGCGCGUGGUGUCGGGCGGCGAGGACUGCGCGGUGCGGCUGUGGAGCCUGGAGGACGGCAAACAACUGCUGGCCUUCCAGGCACAGGACGAGCCCAUCAAGACGGUGCAGUUCAGCUCGUCGGGGCAGAAGAUCCUGUCGUGCGACGUCACGGGCCGCGUGUAUGUGUGGUCCAUGCACGCCGAGUUCCUGACCAACCUCAUGCGCCGCUACGCCGACAACAUCAGCGCCGUCACCAUGUCCAACGACAUGAAGCUCUGCCUCGUGGGCUGCAACAACGGCCGCGUGAUGUUGUGGGACGUGGAGCGGCGUGAGAGCAUGUGGGAGUACACGCACCACACCGGCCGCGUGGAGGCGGCGGCCUUCAACUCCAUGCGCGACAUGUGCGCCACCGCCGGCGCCGACGGCCGCAUCGUGCUGCUGUUUGCGGACAGCGGCAAGCAGGCCAACAGCUUCCUGGGCGCGGAGGAGCCGAUGAUGACGGUGCAGUUCUCGCCGGACGAUGAGCGCAUUGCGGGCUGCGCCGCCGACGGCAAGCUGUACCUGUACCAGACCGCCGGUUCCAGCCGCAAGCCAAAGGCCGUGCUGCGCUCCAACGUGGCGCGCAUCCUGAACCACGUGUGGUCGCCCAACAGCAAGCUGGUGGCGGGCUCCUGCAGCGACGGCACCAUGAUGGUGUGGAACGCAUCCAGCGGCGGCAUCCACUCGGUGCUGGAGGGCGCCGCCGCCGCCGCCACCUGCUGCUGCUUCGACCUGAUCGGCAAGCUGCUGGCGGUGGGCACGGUGCUGGGCUCCACGCUUCUGUACAACCUGGAGACCAGCGAGCUGCUGGUGGAGCUCAAGGGCAACGCCAGCCCGCUCAAGGAGGUGGUGUUCAACCAGGAGACCAGCCAGCUCACCACCAUGUGCAGCCGGCAGGCGGCGGUGUGGGACGUGGCCACGGCCAGCAAGAUCCGCGUGUUUGACUUUGUGAUGGACAAGGCCGGCGACUUCAAAUCGCCGCCGCACCCCUACCGCUGGGCGGUGGCGCACAACAGCACGGUGCUGUUUGACCACGAGUCGGAGGCGCUGGUGCUGGACAUGCUCACCAUCGACGACCCGCUGCUGCGCUCCUACUACCUGGCGGACGUGCAGACCAUCGCGUCGGGCUUCAACCACCGCAAGCUGCUGGUGUGGUCGGCGGCGGGAAGCAACGCGCCCGACAAGUUCCACACCACGCACGACGCCAUCACCUCGACGCACUUCAGCCACGACGACCGACUGGUGGUGAUGGGCACGCAGGACGGCAACGUGGUGGUGUACGACGUGGUGCACGGCGAGACGGUGGAGAUGAUCGUGGGCCACCAGAACGGCCCCUGCCGCUGCGUCAAACUCAGCGCCGACAACCGCGAGGUGCUGUCCUCGGGCGCCGACUCCAAGGUGGUGCUGUGGGACUGGCGCAAGCGCGCGCCGCUGCGCAUCUACUCGGGCCACUUCGUGUCCAUUGGCUGCUGCGAUAUCAGCGCGCAGGGCAACCGCGUCGUGUCGGGCGACAACCACGGCAUGAUCUGCGUGUGGGAGAAGGACUCGGGCAACUCGGUGCAGACGCUGCCGCUGGCGCACUCCAAGGCGGUAUUGUCGGUGUCCAUCUCCGCCGACGGCUCCACCAUCGCCUCCGUAGGCGCGGACGACAAGGUGUCCAUCUGGAACGUGGACAUCGGCAUUGAGCUGGUGUCGCUGACGGCGGCCAUGGAGUCGCACCCGCUCUACUGCUCCUUCUCGCCCGACGGCAACAAGCUCGCCGUCACCGAGUCCAACGGCAACGUGAUGGUGUGGAACGUGGCGGCGGGCUGCCAAUGGUACAUGAUCUACCAGGCGCACAAGGGCAAGGUGACGGGCUGCUCCUGGUCCGCCGACUGCCGCAAGUUCACCACCUGCGGCACGGACUCAGUCACGGCGGUGUGGGACGCGGAGGGCGGCCAGCCGCUGUUCAAGUUCAACCUCAAGGCGGGCCCGCUCACCAGCUGCGCCGUGUCGCCGUCGGGGCUGUACGUGGCGGCCGGCUCCACCACCGGCACGCUGUCCGUGUCCAACCUGGCCAUGGCCAGCCGCUCCACGCCCGAACCGUCCUUCCUGUUCCACUGGCUCGCCACGCAUGAGCUCAAGCAGAGCAACUUCCUGUGGAUGCGCCUGCUGGCCAUGUAUCCCUACCUCACCAACGUGCAGGACGCGCAGGGCUGGUCCAUCGCGCUGCACGCGCUGUCGCGCGGCAACGCCGAGGUGUCCAACCUCAUCCUGGACUCGCUCUCCAACGACUGCGGCAUCCUGGGCCUCAUCUCCGCGGUGCCCUUCGCCAUCGCCACCCGCGUCAAGAUCCACCAGGAGGAGACCGGCGGCCUGUUUGGCGGCGGCGGCGGCGAUAAGGCUGCCCGCCCCACUUCCGCCUGGGGAGGCGGCGGCGAGCGCAGCGGCGGCGCGCGGCCGCGCACGGCGCUGGGCACGGGCAGCAUGGCUGACGGCAACAAGUCGGCGCGGCGCGCCUCGCUGGCGUUCCUGGGCGGCGGCAAGGACGACGAUGGGCAGCUCUUGGGCCCCGACAUGCGGCAGAACAGCAACCUGCGCGACGUGCUGGUGCAGAAGUCCAAGGCCUCCUUCUCGCAGAACCUGAAGAAGGUGGCGGUGGAGAUGGUGACGGAGGCGCGCGAUCACGACCAGAUGGCGCUGAUCCAGAACAACGCCGUGGCGCUGGCGCUCAACUCCAAGUCCUCCGAGUGCGUGCAGGCGGUGCUGGACUCGGCGGCCUCCAACAAGGUGUCCUGGGGCUCCUACCACGCCAUCACCGACAUGAUGCCCAGCCUGGCGCUGCGCUACCCCAUCAUGUGCUACCACUUCCUGGCGGCGCUCAACCUGCGCCACUUGGGCGACCUGGAGGUGCCGGUGGCGGUGCUCAAGGGCCUGGACCGCUCCGUCAUCCGCACCGCGCCCAUCUUCACCAACGUGAAGAACCUGUGGCAGGGGCACCUCAAGCUGCACGAGGUCAAGUUCGGGCCGCAGCCGUACGCGCACGUGAAGGCCAGCAUGGUGCGCCUGCCGUACGCCUGCUCCAUCGGCCGCGACUCGCUGCUGCAAACGCUGGUGGAGAGCGACGUGCCCGUCAAGGUGUACGGCACGCCCACGCUGCGCGCCAUCAUCAAGCACAAGUGGCGCCUGUACGCGCGGCGCAAGCUGCUGGUGCGCUCGCUCAUCUACGUCUUCUACGUCAUCAUGUUCACGGUCACAGGCGUGCUGUUCUCCAUGGAGAACCACGCGCUCACCAUGAGCCAGUACUGGGCCACGGCGGCGGGCAAGGCGCACUUUAUCAUUGACGGCUACAUCUUCGCGCAGACGGCCUGGUACGCCUGGACCGAGCUGAGCCAGAUGUACGCCAUCGGACUAUCCAUGUACUUCAAGAGCUACUGGAACACCUUUGACACCACCAUGAUCACGCUCGUGCUCAUCAUCCCGCCGCUGCACGUCAUCCGCCUCACCGAUGACGCGGGCGGCGCGCUGGCGCCCAUGAUCGCAUUCGCCAUGAUCCUGGUCUGGUUCAAGUCGUUGUUCUACGGGCUCGCCUUCGAGCCGUUCGGCCCCAUCGUGAACAUGGUGUUCCAGGUGGCUCGCGCCAUCCGGCAGUUCUGCGUCAUGCUGUUCAUGUGCAUGUGCUCCUUCGGCGUGGCGCUCAUGGUGCUCAGCCAGUACAGCCAGUUCACCACCGGGCGGCCGGAGCAGUUCUCGCGGGACGGCACGCAAGACUUUGGCCGCACCAUGUUCACCAUGUGGCGCGGCGUGCUGGGCCAGUUCGACAUCGCCUGGGCGUGGGGCAGCACGUGGCAGGAGCUGUCGCUCAUCUUCUUCUCGGGCUUCAUGUUCCUGGUGCAGAUCCUGCUGCUCAACAUGCUGAUUGCGCUGAUGCGGGAGGUGUACAACCGCGUCAAGCACACGGAGGAGGACGUGUUCCUCAAGGGCCGCGCCAGCCUCAUCGUGGAGGUGGAGACGCUCAUGGCACGCAAGCAGCUGGAGCGCUACGCCAACAUGCCGCCCUACGUGCACCUGCUCACGCCCGUGCGCCGCGGCGACACGCGCGAGCGGUCAGGCAUCGAGGCGCGGCUAGAAAAGCUGGAGCAGAUGCUCAUGAAGCUGCAGGACGCGCUAGACCAAGGCCUGUCCGGCCCUCGCGGCCAGGGCGGCGGCGGCCCGUCCGGCCCGUCCGGCCCGGUCGGGCAGCUCAUCACCGGCGACCACGGCGACGGCUCCAACAUCAACACCGCGGGCCUGACGCAGGAGCAGCUCAACCUGAUCCAGAUGCAGGCGGGCAAGCUCAAGGAGAUGGAGGACCAGUUCCCGGCCGUCAUCCGACAGCUGGACCGCGUGCAGCGCUCCGUCAACAACCAGGAGCUGCGGCUGGAGGGCGUGGUGACGGUGCUGCGCGACAUUGAGAACCUGCUGCGCAACCAGCAGCCGGUGGUGAUCCACCAGGAGAACCGGCCGGCGCCGCGGCGUGGCAGCAUCCUGACGGAGGCGGAGCUGGAGGCGGAGGUGAAGCGGCUGCUGGGCAAGGGCGAGGAGAAGCUCUGAGCGCCGGCUUGAGGCGUUGUGACAGCAGCAGGAGGAGGAGGAGGAGGAGGAGGAGGAGCAGGCGGAGGGAGGACUGGGAGGCGAGGUGACAUGAGGUGGAGGGCAUCGGGUUGGUGAUGGGGGAGCGUGUGCGGCGCUGCGGUGUGCCGCCGCCAGUGCGGCGGCCGGCGCAGCUGUGGGUGUGCAGCUGUGCAGCUGUGCGGCGGCUGCCUUGCUGCGUGCUGUUAAAGCCAUCGGUAUACCUGACAUGCACGGGCUGCGUGGCUGCCGGUGGUUACUAUUCAAAACUGUGUCACCCCGUCUUGUGGGCGAGACGGAGCUGGGCUGCGGUCUUGGCGUGUUUUGCUUAUGUGUCUAAUUUGUGGUACUGUCAACGAGACACCUGCUGCGGAAGCAGAGAUUGCUGGCGGCAAGCCUGGCCUUCUUUUGUGCGCGUGUGCGGCAUGUGCCAACGGCCGCUGCUGGUGAUUAAGAUGAUGACAAAUGGCUCAAGGUUUGUGCGCCAUAGAACGUAUGCAGGCUCAAGUGCCACGCAUGUAUAGAGAGAUACCCAGCCUUCAGCGGCGCUUGCUGGCGCCAACAUAUGCCGAGAGGCAAGGUGAUGUUGAUGUGCAGUGCGUGCAGUGCGUGUGUAGGGCAGGCCGGCAGGACGACAAGUGACCGGGAUUCAUGCAGAGAGUCUGCACCAUAUACGAAGUGCGAUCCACACGCAUGCAUGUUUUUGGGGAGGUACAUAAAAUGGUUGGUUUGGAGCGCGUGCAUGCGUGCGGGCAAGUGUACAUAGCCACACAGGGUAUUGGGCUUGCUCCUGAUUGAGAUGUAAUGUAGCGUAAGC
This is a messenger RNA of Chlamydomonas reinhardtii, 6848 nucleotides long. RefSeq lists its product as uncharacterized. Gene Ontology annotation, molecular function: monoatomic ion channel activity; protein binding. Bases 440 to 6013 code for a protein of 1857 amino acids. The transcript is spliced from 10 exons. Gene Ontology annotation, cellular component: membrane. Gene Ontology annotation, biological process: transmembrane transport; monoatomic ion transport. The record is from RefSeq and is a predicted model, not a curated record. Lineage: Eukaryota; Viridiplantae; Chlorophyta; Chlorophyceae; Chlamydomonadales; Chlamydomonadaceae.